Molecule: messenger RNA, 440 nt
Organism: Pseudovirgaria hyperparasitica
Lineage: Eukaryota; Fungi; Ascomycota; Dothideomycetes; Acrospermales; Acrospermaceae
Exons: 1
Source: RefSeq, a predicted model, not a curated record
AAUUUCUCUCCAUGACAGACAGAUUCUAUCAUGGCAUAGCACAUUGUCAUCAUCGUCUUCAUCCCCCACGUCGAAAACACCAUAAAUAAUAUCAAAAAAUGUACCUCGAUUCAAGUAGUUCCUCUCCUCUGCCUCAAAUCAUUAUCCCCUCGCCCAUGUACGUCGUACUCGAAUCCAUAUUACACAUACCCAUAAGGAAAGGACACGCCUCCAGAAGAAAGAACAAAGGGCGUAUCAGUCGUUGGAGUGUUUCCAUGGUUCAUGUUCGCUCUACUGUACGGCGUUCAACGAACCUCCCCGCUGCUGCAUAUGGGUGGACUGGUGGACUGGUGAAUUAGGGUCGAUGACGUGUAUGUGGAGCUCUGCGGCACAGGGCAUGCCGCAUAAGGCAGAAAGGCAGAAGGUAGUAGAUAGGUGGGAAAAGGCAGAAAGUAUUCGGC